UCUAAUAUCUAGCUUGAUGUGGUCUCGAACUACUGGAGUGGGUGUGUCCCUAGGGUGUGUCCUAGGAGCAGUAUGUUCUAUUUCCUGUUGGCUCAUUCAUGCUUCAACAUACCCUGGCGGACUCUCUGAUUUUAUAGCAAACACAGGUCGAGGUUUGCCUAUGUUGACCGGGAAUGUAAUUGCUAUAAUAGCUGGAGGUGUUAUCUGUUCUACUGUCAGCUUCUUCACCUCUACUCCAGAAACUGAUCAAGUAGAUUGGAAUGAGACUAGAGACAUAGACAAUCCUCUUAAACCAUGGACACAGAUAUACAAGACAGAAUUGAAUCUGAAACCUACCGGAAGAUACCAUGAUCGUCCUUCACUCGAGACGUUUGAGGAAGUUUAUGGUCAAGAGAAACGGAUAGCUUGGAUCCUGGGUGGAGGAAUAUCUUUUAUUAUGGUUUUUGUCUGGCCACUGCUUAUGCUUGAAUCAGUAGUGCAAGAUCAAUUACGGUUUCUGGUGUGGACUGGUGUCUCACAGGCCUGGACUUUCGGAGCCACAUUCUACAUCAUUGUUGUACCUUUUGUAGAGGAGGUAAUUGAGGUUUAUGGACAGUAUAAGAAGAAAAAAGAAGAGAAUCGAGCCGGAGUUAUUACUCCGUUCAUAAACUGAAUUCACGAACGAGCUAUUAUUUCUUGUUUCAUGAAAUAUAAGAUAUAACAGUGAA
Messenger RNA from Eurytemora carolleeae, 707 nucleotides. Its product is annotated as urea-proton symporter DUR3. The record is from RefSeq and is a predicted model, not a curated record. Lineage: Eukaryota; Metazoa; Arthropoda; Copepoda; Calanoida; Temoridae. Bases 17 to 652 code for a protein of 211 amino acids. Gene Ontology annotation, molecular function: urea transmembrane transporter activity. The transcript is spliced from 7 exons. Gene Ontology annotation, cellular component: plasma membrane. Gene Ontology annotation, biological process: urea transmembrane transport.